CCAAACAAACCCUCACCCGUCUUCCGCUUCCUCUCUCCCCCCCUUUCUCUCUCUCCCCUCCCUCUUCAAGCCUUCUGCAAAAGCAUUUAGAACCCUAGAAAUCUCUAAAAUCUCGAUUCUCACAUCACAUCUCACUCACUGGUCUCUGCAAUUUCUCUGUGCUCUGUAUCGUUGACCGCUGAUCGGUGCCGUCCCUCGCUCUUGAUCUCAACUUCGUGACUUAUCUCGACAGUAGGAUGGCUGGAGGCAAGCUCGAUCUUCCCGACGAUCUCCUCUCAUCCAAACCGUCAGAUCUGUCGUGGACCCCUAAAGUGGAUGCUCUAGGAAGGAAUGAUGAUGAAAGGGGGGUGAUAGGGCUGCUUGAUGAUACAAAAGAUCAAGGAGCAUCAGAAAGCAGCAUUCCUUUGUCUCCCCAGUGGCUUUAUUCUAAACCUAGUGAGACGAAGAUGGAAGCGCGUGCACCAAGUUCCCUUUCUCUUGGAAGUUCUGCUGAUCCUAAUUUGAAGGAGGGCUGGCGUCCAGAUGUCCCUGAGGACAAAAAAGAUUGGAGAAGAGUUGCAACUGAAACUGAUAGUGGACGCCGCUGGCGUGAAGAAGAAAGGGAAACCAGCUUGCUUGGCAGAAGAGAUCGCAGGAAGACUGAUCGCCGGGUUGAGAACACUCUGGUUAGAGACAACACUGAAAAUAGAGCUAUGUCUACUGAUAGGUGGCAUGAUGCUGGUAAUCGGAGUUCUGCACAUGAUGCCAGACGUGAUAGCAAGUGGUCAUCUAGGUGGGGUCCUGAAGAAAGGGAUAAGGAAUCUCGGAUUGAAAAAAGGGCAGAUGUUGAGAAGGAUGAUACUAACAAUGAUAGCCAAUCAUUUGUAGGAAGCAUUCCCAGAUCUGGUCCCGAGCGCGAUUCAGAUUCUCGUGACAAGUGGAGGCCACGCCAUAGGAUGGAGGGAAAUUCUAGCGGGCCAGGUUCAUACCGCGCUGCACCUGGGUUUGGAUCUGAGAGGGGAAGGGCAGAGGGGCCUUUUACAGGGUUUACUUUAGGACGGGGACGAUCUAGUGUUGCAGUUGUAAGACCUCCAUCUGUGGGUUCUCUCGGUGUUACUCAAUUUGACAGGACAGAGAGUGUCCCUGGGAAACUAUGCUCAUUGGCUGAUACAUUUUGCUACCCAAGGGGGAAACUUCUUGAUAUUUAUCGGAAGCAAAAAUUGGAUCCGAUUUUGGCUGUGAUGCCUGAACAGAUGGAGGAAAUACCUCCCAUAACACAAGUUGCUGCACUUGAACCAUUGGCUUUUGUCAGUCCUGAUACAGAUGAAGAGGCUAUCAUUGGUGAUUUGUGGAAGGGCAAAAUAACUGGUAGUGGAGUAGUGUACAAUUCAUUUAGAAAGGGCAGAUCAACUGAUAACGCCACAGAUGUCAGAGACUUUGAACAUACUAAUGGAAAACUGGGUGUCUUGCCUUUGUAUAUACCUGAUGAGAUUGUUGAUACCUCUGGUGGAGUUGUAAAUGAUAGUACUCAUCAGGCUGAUGUUUGUAGCAUCUUGAAUAAGGAUGGUCCUAAAAUGAGUCCAGCAGAUGGAGGAGAUGCUAGUUGUGAAGGGGAAGAUGAAGUCGAUGCUGCUGCAAUUGGGAUGAAUGCAGAUGAAUUGAUGCAAGCAACUUCAAACAGUAACAGUUUUUUUGAUGUGCCCAAAGUUGCAGAUGCUACAUUCACCAAGCAUGCUUCUCUGAAGGAUGUUACCUCUGCUGCUGCUUUUGACCUCAGUAUCAAGCUUCCAGAUGAUUCGAAUUCUCUAUUUGUUUCUUCAUCUGCUGAACAGAGUUGGAAUAGCAAUUUACUGCACCGUCAUGGAAGCCACAAUGAAUAUCUGUUAGGAGGGAGUAUCCUGCCCGAUGACUUGAGCUUAUACUAUCAGGAUCCUCAAGGUGAGAUCCAAGGACCAUUUCUUGGUGCUGACAUCAUUUCAUGGUUUGAGCAAGGGUUUUUCGGGACUGAUCUACCUGUCCGCUUGGCCGAUGCUCCAGAGGGAACACCUUUCCAAGAGUUGGGUGACCUCAUGCCGCAUCUGAAGUUUAUAGAUGGACAUGCCAAUAAUACUGAUAUAAGUUCUAAGGUAGAGAAGCCUGUAGCUUUGGAUGAGAAAUCUGUUCCCGAGGUAGAUGAUCUCCACUGGCAUCUAAAUCGGUUUAAUGGUCUACCGAUGCAGCAUAUUCAGUCAAGAAUUUCUGAGCAUGAAGAUCCAUUACAACUUCCAUAUACCAAUUCACAAAACUUCCAUUUGGUUCCUCAAGAUGAAGAGGUUGUAUUUCCGGGGAGACCUGGAAGUGGUAGCAGUUCUACAGCGAACACAUCUACAGGCAUUAAUGAUAUUUCUGCUAAUCCUAGAGGGAAUCCUUCUCUUCGAAUUGAGUUUAAUGAACCUGGUGUUCUGGAUCAGAGUGACAAAAAGUUGCAUCCUUUUGGGUUGUUGUGGUCUGAACUUGAAGGCACUUCCUCAAGGUAUAACCAGUCAUCAAAUGUAUCUUCUAGCAGUGGUGAUCAGGAUCAACUUGUCAACCCUAGUACAGGAAGAGUUGGCUCUUUUGGCGGACUCAAUGAUUCGACUCAUGAUGCAGAAGCAUGGUCUGAUGUUUACCGAAAAAAUACAAUUCCUGGUCCCAGGUAUCAAGGUGUCAUGGAUCCUCGUCGGUUACCACAUAUGGAUCAAGAAUCCAACCAUUUUGAUGUACCAGAGAAACUUUUGGCACAACAUGUUCAACUGCUCCAGCGUAAUCUGUCAUCUCGCCAUUCCCACUUGAAUGAGUCAGUGCUGGAACAGGUGCCGGGUCAGAAUCCUAUUUACCAUCGUCCGACUAAUCAGGCAGGGCCAGACCUGGAACACCUUCUGGCACUACAGCUGCAGCAGCAGCAGCAGCAACAACAGCUUCAGCUUCAACACCAGUUGCAGCAACAGCAGCAGUUUCAUCAGCAGCAAUUGCUAUUGCAAGAGCAACAGCAAUCUCAAGCUCGUCAGAUGGUUCUUGAACAAAUACUGCAAAAUCAAAUGCAGGAUUCUGUCCAUGGACAGUCUCACAUUGAUACUGUUAGACCCAGUAAUGUUCUUGAUCAGGUUUUGCUGGAGCAGCAAUUUUUACAUGAACUACAACAGUGCGCUCCUCCUCCAAGUCAGGCUGACGCAUCACUUGAGCAUCUUAUUCAAGCAAAAUUUGGUCAAACAUUGCAUCAAGGGCGUCAACGUAAUCUACUGGAUCUUGUGUCAAAUCAAGGACAGAUGCAGUCUCUGGAACAUCAGAUUCUUCAGCAAGAGCAGAUGCAUGCGAGGCAGUUGCCUCUGGGGUUGAGGCAGCGUGUGGAGUUGGAAGAAGAGAGGCAUAUUGGUUCUGUCUGGCCUGUUGAGAAAACCAAUCAGCUCCUCAGAUCUCCUGCUGGUGCACUCAGAGCUCACUCUGCAGGGCUCAACCCAUUAGAUUAUUAUCAGCAACAACAGAGACCAUCUCUGGAAGAGCAUCUGAGUCACCUUGAGCGAAGUGUUUCUAUACAAGAUCGGUUCCAGCGAGGCCUUUAUGAUCCUGGCUUAAUGCCAUUUGAGCAAUCAAUGCCUUUACCUGUUGGUACUCCAGGAUUGAACCAGGAUGUUAUGAACGCUUUGGUACAUGGCCAAGGUUUAGAUAUGCAGGAAGCAAGGGCACGAGUGCAUUCUGGUUCUCAAGUAGGUGGAUUCUCUGAUGUUCACUCACAGCACCCAAUAAUUCCUAACCAAUUUCGUGCCCCACAUUCUGAUGUAAUUGAGGGUUAUUGGUCUGAGCACAAUGGUCAGCUACAGAAAGAAUGGGCAGAGUCUCAGAUACGUCAAAUGCAUCUUAAUUCUGAGCUGCAAAAUAGGGAACUAGAAAAAAUGACUGCUAGAGAUUCGAGUUCUUGGAUGUCGGCAGGAGCAAGCAAUGAUGGUUCAAAGCGUUUGCUGAUGGAAUUACUUCAUCAAAAUUCUGGUCAUCAGCCAACUGAUUCUUUAAAAUUCAGCACUGGGGUAUCAUAUGACAGAAGGCCGCCUUCUGGUCGCUUCUCUAUAACAAGCACUACUAAUCAACCCUUUAGUCUUUUAUCAGAUCGAGAAGCAGGUAAAAACUCCCUUGGACCUUAUGGCUCUAAUUCUGGUGGAGUCACCAAUGAGAAGGCCAGUGUUUUGGAAAGCAUUGAAAGACUGCCUCUUAGAUCCAACUCUGGAGCGCCUAGUGAUCGAGACCGAUUUUUUCCAGGCAUCAAUGACGGUCCUCAAGGAAUUUAUGCAAACUCAAACAUGAUUGCUAAAUCCCCCAUCGAAAGAGACUUAUUUGACAUGGAUAGUAAAAUGCACGGACGCAAAGGUGAGGUUGGUAUGUUUAAGAGGGCAGCUUUGGAGAUUAAAGAAAGCAUGGGUGAGAAGGCAGGAUUGAACUAUGGAGAAAUGCCAAUUCAUUUUGGGAGCAGGCAUAAUUCACUUGGCACUGAUGGUGGUAAUUCAACCUUCCACAAUGAUAAGGGUGAUAUUGAUUAUUUCACAGAGGAGGUUGCUAACGACCAGGUAGCCCAUGCAUCCAAAGGCCUGGACAGCCUUUUGCUGAAACGUCCAGUGGUCUCACGGACUUCCUCAUCUCAGGAGCAGUUGUUUGAGGCAUCUGAUCCAGUCAUCAGAGACAAAACUCCCCCAACUUCACUUCCCGGUGAAGGUGGCAGACAGGAGCAGGGGGAAAAUCCGGCAAAUCAGAAAUCUGACGGUCUACCAUCUGGCAGGAAAGAUAGUCAUGUUCGACGGAGCUCAUCGUUCAGUGAUGCAGAUGCGUCGGAACCAUUGUUCGUUGACAUGCUGAAAAGCAAUGCUAAGAAGCCAGCAGUACAGUUAGAGAAUCCAGUAGUGGGAGCUUCGGAGUCAUCUGAUGGAACUCAGGCAGGCAGAAGCGGGAAAAAGAAAGGGAAGAAAGGGAGGCAGAUUGACCCAGCCCUUCUAGGAUUCAAGGUAACAAGCAACCGCAUCAUGAUGGGUGAGAUACAACGUAUAGAAGAUUAGACCAAUCGAUCUUAGUAGAGCUCUGUUUUACCGUUCAUGUUUGGUCGAAAAGCUGUACAGCAUACCGUUUCUGUAAAGCAUUUAUCAGUUAGAUAUUCUUUUAUUUGUUUUUGUUUUCCAGCCCCCAAAUUUCAGCUAAUUUGUGAUGUAGGGGCGUCAUCAGCGUGUCUUUAGAAGGCAAAGUCACUCAUUCAGGAUGUGGCUUGUGCAUGAGCUACUGAGUAGUGGGUGGUUUUGCACAGUAGGUGUUUCUCAUUUCAUAGGAAUUGGAAGUGGUCGGCCGGAUGAGACAAUGUUGUGUAUACAAAUAGUCGUGCCGUAUAUAUGGUAAAUUGCAUAUGUUUUAGGGGCA
Messenger RNA from Diospyros lotus (date-plum), 5388 nucleotides. RefSeq names its product protein ESSENTIAL FOR POTEXVIRUS ACCUMULATION 1-like. Gene Ontology annotation, molecular function: protein binding. The record is from RefSeq and is a predicted model, not a curated record. The transcript has 11 exons. The coding region runs from base 237 to 5036 and encodes 1599 amino acids. Lineage: Eukaryota; Viridiplantae; Streptophyta; Magnoliopsida; Ericales; Ebenaceae.